AUGGCGCCAAUGACCGGCGCAGCCGGGUCGCUCGUCAAGUACGACAACCCCGUGCAAGUGGGAUCAUCUAAGGAUGCAAGAGGCAAGGGAAAGGACAAGCUGACCAAGAAGGGCCCCCUGCCGCCCGUGGAGCAGAAGAGCGCCAGCACCCAGGCAGAGGACAUCCUCAACUCCAUCCUGCCACCCAGGGAGCUGACGGAGGACGGGCAGUUGUGGGUGCAGUACGUGUCAUCGACGCCGGCAACGCGCCUUGAUGUCAUCGUACUGCAGGAGCGCCUGGACCAGCAGCUGCAGCAGCGGCAGGCGAGGGAGACCGGCAUCUGCCCUGUGCGGGAGGAGCUGUAUGCGCAGUGCUUUGACGAGCUCAUACGUCAGGUGACGAUCAACUGCGCCGAGAGGGGGCUGCUGCUGCUGCGGGUGCGAGACGAGCUGCGGAUGACCACGACAGCCUACCAGACGCUGUACGAGAGCUCGGUUGCGUUCGGCAUGCGCAAGGCGCUGCUCGCGGAGCAGGGCAAGGGCGACAUGGCCGCGCGCAUCGAGGCGCUCGAGGGGGCCGAGCGCGACCUCGCGCGGCAGGUGGCGGAGUGGAAGCUGAAGUGCGAGGCGGUGGAGAAGCGCGAGGGGGAGCGGCGCGAGGCCGAGGCGAAGAAGCACAAGGAGGAGGUGGCUUACCUCGAGUCCUACGCGCGGCAGCUGAAGGGGCAGCUGGAGGCGCUCACGAGCACCGCAGGCAAGAAGGCGGCGGGCGGCGCGGGCUGA
This is a messenger RNA of Monoraphidium neglectum, 762 nucleotides long. RefSeq names its product inner dynein arm light chain, axonemal. Gene Ontology annotation, molecular function: dynein heavy chain binding. Lineage: Eukaryota; Viridiplantae; Chlorophyta; Chlorophyceae; Sphaeropleales; Selenastraceae. The coding region runs from base 1 to 762 and encodes 253 amino acids. The record is from RefSeq and is a predicted model, not a curated record. Gene Ontology annotation, cellular component: axoneme. The transcript is spliced from 6 exons.